Molecule: messenger RNA, 2917 nt
Organism: Octodon degus (degu)
Lineage: Eukaryota; Metazoa; Chordata; Mammalia; Rodentia; Octodontidae
Gene: Ccpg1
Product: cell cycle progression 1
Cellular component (GO): membrane
Source: RefSeq, a predicted model, not a curated record
CAUGCGCCGCGCUCAGGCUCCGCCUCUGGCCGCCGUGAGCAGGUUGUUUUUAUGAGGCGUCACCAGCAGCGAGGGUCACAGCCGCCACCGCGAAAGCGCACCUUGGCGGAGGUGUCCGCGUCUGGCCUGAGCAAUGUCUGAGAAUUCCAGCGACAGUGACUCUUCGUGUGGCUGGACUAUCAUAGGUCAUGAGGGCUCCGACACAGAGAUGGUGACCCCCAGCAACGGUACAGAAGGCUGCACGCUCAGCUCAGAGCUGCCAUCUCUGGGGCAGGAGGAGCUGCAGACGCUGCCGGCACUGCAGGAAGAAAGCAUCCAGGAUGGCACUGCCUUGACAGAAGAGACUAUGGAUCUAACCUUUCAGACAGAGGAAGAAGAGUCCCGCGGAGACAAUGUCUGUUUUGGAGCUGCCAGCGAUGAUUCUGAUAUUGUUACCCUUGAGCCACCUAAGUUGGAGGAAGUGGGAAGUCAAGACUCUGCGAUUGCUGAGGAGGCGCACAUCCUGGAAGACCUCAGCAUGGGCUCCUCGUCUAGCAGCCGGUACAACUUCUGCCAACCAGAAGCCGUAUUUCUGUCUCAGCAUGUCUGCGAUGGAUCCAGCAGUGAUGAGGCCAGCGAUCAGCGUAGUUCUGGCCUCCGCCGGCGCCGAACCUUGCUCCGGAGGAAGGUGGAGGUCUGGGUCAAGGAGUGGGAACAUCGGGACACAGGGCCUCUUGCAGAGCCUCCGAAGCGUCAGUGUGGCAGGGUCGGCAAGUGCCUGGUGCUCGCCCUAGUGGUGGCGGUCAGCCUGGGCUUGGGACAUUUCUAUGGCACAGUUCAGAGUCAGAGGUGGCAGCAGUCAGUCCAGAAGCCUCCAGAGGACACUGCAAGUGAUGUGAUGGGUUACCUGCCCCAGCACGCCCGGGUGCCAGAGCCCCCUCUAGACGCCAAGCUUUCGAAAGACAUUCUUAGAAGGUGUCGGCUCCUGACUGCAGCUGAGAAAAUGUCCCUUGAAACUCAGAAAAAGAGACUUGCUACCCAAAAUCACCACUUAAGAGUGUCUCUGGAGAAGGGGGAGAGUGCUAUGGGUUCACUCCAGGAGGAAGCUGGGAAGCUGAGAGAGCAGAUUCAAAUACUGGAAGAGAAAGGUACAAGUGCUGACUUAAUCCUAGAAAAUCAGAAGCUCAGGCAGCAUUUGGAGGACGCAAAGCAGAAGAUACACAGCUUCCUUAAUCAAAGGGAGCUUCUCCUGGCAGAAACCCAGACGCUGCGGAGUGAGCUGGAGCGAGAACAGAAAGUGGCGGCAUCUCUGCGGAAGGAGAUACUGCAGCGCCAGCCUGGUCGCUGGCAGGCCAAGCCUGGUUCUUCCCAGGAGGAGGAGAUGGCAGGGUUACGGGAAAGAGUGUCGGAGCUGGAGCAGAAGCUGAGCUUGGAGCAGCAGCGCUCUGACCUGUGGGAAAGACUGUAUGUCGAAGCCAAAGACCAGAAUGGAAAGCCAGACACUGGGAGACAGAAAGGCAGCAGAGGACACCACAGGGCGAAGAGUAAGUCAAAGGAAACAUUUUUGGGAACGGUAAAGGAAACUUUUGAUGCCAUGAAAAAUUCUACCAAGGAGUUUGUGAGGCAUCAUAAAGAAAAAAUUAAGCAGGCUAAAGAAGCCGUGAAGGAAAAUCUAAAAAAGUUCUCCGAGUCAGUUAAAUCCACUUUCCGACAUUUUAAAGAUACCACCAAGACCAUCUUUGACAAAAAGGGCAAUAAAAGAUUUGGGGCUACCAAAGAAACGGUGACUGAAAAAAAAAACCCAGUAUUUAGUGACUAUUCACACCCACAGCCUAAGGCACCUUCCCCGAGCCAGAAGGCCCGCAGCCCCACGCAGAGGGACCAAAAGAGAGGACAGCCCACUCCCCGGCCAGGGCCCAGGGGAGCCACGUGUGUCCACAGGGACAGUGGUGCCUAUGGCAGACAACGAGGUUGUGGGUCUCCCCGAGAGGCUGCUGAAAGCACUCAGGAAGAGCCUUUUAGCCCUUGCAACAUGGUGGUGAAUCCUGUACUGAUGGGUGAAUUUAGGCAAAUAAUUAGAAGAUACUUGUUAAAAGAGCUGCAUGCAUUUCACCAUUGGGAAGAACUUAAUGAAUUCAUCAAUCAGUUUAUCGUUAAUGGUCUCUUCACAAAUAGUCAGCAGAUCUUCGCAGACUUUGUUAGUGAUGUUAAGGACUACCUUAAAAGCAUGAAGGAGUAUCAAGUAGAUCACGGAGUGCUUGAGAAGCUGGAUGGAUACAUCUGCAGAUACUUGGCUGGCAGUCUAGCCGCCCCGCACAGACCCAGUCGACCUGAUAAAAAGCAACGUAUGGUAAAUAUUGAAAACUCCAGGCAUGGCAACGAGCAGACGCACCCUCAGCCGCAGCCUCGUAACAGGGAAGGUAAAUGGCAUAGUAACUGUGGUGGUACUGAUGGAGGACACGUGGCAACGGAAGUAGAACUGGGGCAGCAGCCUUUUGGUCCUAAAUACUAACCACAAUGGCAUUUAAGUUAGAACACGAAGACACAUGGAUGCUUUCUGCACUGGUUGGUGUGGAAGCCAAGAUGGGAUUAUCGAGAGGACGUCACCACUUUGCAUUUUCGUGUUUGAAGAGAUCAUGGCUUCAGAGCAGUACUUACAGCAUCAGUCAGAAGCUUACUGCUGACCUGCACUUAGUAGUUUAGCUUUGUUGAAACAGAUACAUUUUCAGCACUGGAAAAUGCAGUAGUUUAAGGAAGCCAGGCAUGCAACAGACUAUGCAUGAGCUGAGCCUUCUGUCCGCGCCACGUGUGACAGAGUAACACCACUGAGUUGGAGCUGCACGAUGUGCGCUGCGGUGGGCAUCUCUAACCUCUGCUGACCUCUUCCACUUGUCUUUGUGGGUUCAAGUGUGCUGACCUGGGAAGCUUGCUGCUCUCA